AUGCAACAAAAAUCAAUCAAUUUAAUACAUCGAAAGUUUAAAUUCCCAGAAAUCGAGGGUUCUAAUAAAUCAAAUCGCUCAAGAGGUUCACCAACAUCAAGCAGAAAUAAUACGAGUUAGGAGAGGGAUCUCUCAAUCGAUGGUGGAAAUUAAAUAUAGGUGUUUAAAAUAAGAAAUCUUCAAGUUUCUGAAAGAAGUGAAACUCCAAAACAGGAGAAGGUAUUUGGAAUGAGCAAGAGUACUCGUCUGAAAAGUAGAUAGGAUCAAAAUGAGGAUUAUACUGACUAUAACUCACAGGAGUUGAUGUUGCCAAAAAUUUAUUCGCCAAUCUUAACUCCGAGCAAAAAUAGUGUUACCAAGAUGAAAGACUCUAUAUUUAAACCCUUGUUAUGUAGAUAGGAGAUUAUUGAUAAUCAAAUAAAUAUCAAAUUAUAAAACAAAAUACAUGAUUAAUUAAAAAAAGGAGUAAAUAUUAAAUGCUUAUAUUUAUCAUAACGAACAGAUGUGUAAAUAAAUAAAAUUAUUGUUUUGAAUUUUGAUAGUAAAUUUGACUAUUAUCAAAGGUUUGGUGCUUGGAAAAAGAAAAUCCUUUUGGGAACAGCAAAAUGAAAUAACAAUGUGCUCAUAAAUAGUAGGUUCAAAAUGUGAUAAUUCUUAUUGUGCCUGUGCAUUACAAAAAGAAUUGAAAUCCACUUUGUCUAUGUAACUGUAGUGUCAUACUUAGAUUAUCGAAACAAUUUUAUAUUGUCCUAAUUUUCGAAUGUAGCAUCAGAGGUCAAAUUUGGCAAUAAUUUUUGAUAGAAAGCAGAUUUUCUAUUGAUGCCGUUUACAGCAUAUCACAAAUUAGAUUGUCCGGUGGUGGAAUUAAAAUGAAAUAAAUAAUUUCCAACUUUGGUAGUUCUGAUAUCAAAUAGCUGUUAUACUUUGGAACAAUCGAAGGAGAAUCCUAGUAUCUUAAGAUUCCUAAGGAGUAGUUCUACUAUCAAGUUCCAAUCGUUUAAGCAAAAACUAGUGUUGUAAUCUACUUAUUCUAAUUGCAAAAAUCGAAAUUCCUAGAUUCUAAAUUAUUAUUUGAGAUUUGCAUGUUGAAUUGCAAUAAGUCCGAGAGUUUCAACUAUAAGAGGCCAAUCACAGUUGUGAAUUAUGAUAUAGAAUCGAUAAUAAAACAAAUGCUACAGAUGGAAGAAGAAGAUCUCAUUUAGAAUCAAAUUUACAAAAGCUUGUAAGUUUCAAUUUAAUUUUCCUAGAAAGUAAGAAGAUGAUCCAGUCGAAGAAAUUGAAGAAGAAUAAGAAGAAGGAAAUGAUUAAAAAAACACACUCCUGAUUUGGUUAUAUCAAGCCAAAAAAUUACUAUUGGAUUACUUUAAAAGCAUAAAUAAUGAGGAUUAAAUCCAAAAUCCCAUUAGCAUGAUUGGUGAUGUUUUGAGAAGAAAUACAUCGAUCUAAUUGAAUUUUAUUACAGAAAAUUAUGAGAAACAGUCAAAAAGACAUAAAUUGUAUCAUGAAUUAAAAAGUUCAGUAACAAAACAGACAACUUUCAGAAAAUAAGUCCAAACAGAUUGCUUAAUUAUUUAUGAUUGA
Paramecium octaurelia is the source of this 1581-nucleotide messenger RNA. The record is from the annotation of a GenBank genome assembly. Lineage: Eukaryota; Ciliophora; Oligohymenophorea; Peniculida; Parameciidae.